Monodelphis domestica (gray short-tailed opossum) is the source of this 985-nucleotide messenger RNA. RefSeq names its product mitochondrial ribosomal protein L27 (gene MRPL27). The record is from RefSeq and is a predicted model, not a curated record. Gene Ontology annotation, molecular function: structural constituent of ribosome. Lineage: Eukaryota; Metazoa; Chordata; Mammalia; Didelphimorphia; Didelphidae. Gene Ontology annotation, biological process: translation. Gene Ontology annotation, cellular component: mitochondrial large ribosomal subunit; ribosome.
AUGGAUGGCACUGGAAUCUACAAUUUAAGACAGACCCUGGCGCCGCUCAGUCCGGCCAUUCACCUUCCGCGUCUCUCUGCGGUCUGGUCGGGAGAAAGGAAGGGAACGGUAGUGUUUGAGGACUCAAGGCCAAAAUAUUUCCACCCACCUCCAGGCUCACCUGGAGCGUCUCUCACGGAUUCGGGCUCGCGCCGGCGCUUUCAAAUUUCCCGAAGUACUGCGAGAUCCGAAAACACAGCCGCCGGAAGCGGAAGUGGUGGCUUUUCUGCGGCCGGCGGUGGCGAGAAUAGGGCAGCCAUGGCGGCAUCGGCGUUGCUGACCUUGCUGGCGCGGAAAAUGGGCCCCGUCGCGAUGGGGGUGACGGCGCGGGGAGCGGUUAUUCCAGGGCUGUCUCCCCCUCAGGUCAUGGCUGCCACCGUUAGAUAUGCAUCCAAGAAGACUGGAGGUAGUUCAAAAAAUCUUGGUGGGAAGUCACCAGGCAAACAUUAUGGCAUCAAGAAAUUGGAGGGUCAGUAUGUUCAUGCUGGGAACAUCAUUGGGACUCAGCGCCAGUACCGCUGGCAUCCAGGAGCUCAUGUAGGAUUGGGUAAGAACAAGUGUCUCUAUGCCCUGGAAGAGGGCAUUGUCCGCUACACGAAAGAUGUAUAUGUGCCUAAUCCCAGUAGUCCUGAAGGUGUAGACUUGGUCACCCAGCUACCCAAGGGUGCUGUGCUCUACAAGACUUUUGUCCAUGUUGUCCCUGCCAAGCCUGUGGGCACCUUCAAAUUGGUAGCCAUGCUCUGAGCCUACAUGUCAUUGGUUAGAAACUAGAGCCAGAGUACCAGAAGAAAAUGGAGCCAGAUGCCAAGGAAUCUGGGUGGAAGCAAGUCUCCCUGAGAGUGUGGGUUUGGUUGACUAUAAACAUGGAAGAAACUGAAGUGGCCACUCGAGGAGUAAUGAAGGUGGAUGUACCUGAGGUCCAAAAUAAAAUCAGUUCAAACUGUGA